Molecule: messenger RNA, 2398 nt
Organism: Aphidius gifuensis
Lineage: Eukaryota; Metazoa; Arthropoda; Insecta; Hymenoptera; Braconidae
Product: ATP-dependent RNA helicase DDX54
Exons: 2
Coding region: 88-2328 (746 amino acids)
Cellular component (GO): nucleus
Molecular function (GO): RNA helicase activity; ATP binding; RNA binding
Source: RefSeq, a predicted model, not a curated record
GACGACGAGGUAAUUGUUGGUUUUGAAAAACCAGUAUAUUCAGAUGUUGAUGAUAAUGAGGAUAAUGAUGAUGAAGCAAUUGCCAAAAUGAAAAGUAAAAAAAAAUCAAAAUUAAAUGGUUUUGAAGCAAUGGGAUUAAGUAGUACAAUAUUACGUGCAUUAAGAGAACAAAAAUAUAAUAAUCCUCAUCCAAUUCAAAAAAUGAUAAUUCCACCAGCAUUAGAAGGACGUGAUAUUGUUGGUAUGGCAAGAACUGGAAGUGGUAAAACAGCUGCAUUUUUAAUACCAUUACUUGAAAAAUUAAAAGAAAGAAGUGCAAAACCUGGUGCAAGAGCAUUUAUAUUAUCACCAACACGUGAUUUAGCGCGACAAACAUUUAUUUUUUUUAAAAAAUUAGCUAAAUAUACAGGUUUAAGAGCAGCAUUUAUUGCUGGUAAUGAAAGUAUGGAUAAUCAAUAUGAUUUAUUAGUUAAAGAAAAACCAGAUGUUAUUAUUGCUGUACCUGGAAGAUUUUUACAACUAGCAAUUAAUAUGGAUAAUGAAUAUAAAUUUGAUAAUAUACAAUAUGUUGUGCUAGAUGAAGCUGAUAGAUUAUUUGAAAUGGGAUCAGAUUAUGAAAUUCAAGAAAUAAUAAAUCGUUUACCUGAAACAAGACAAACCCUAUUAAUAUCAGCAACAUUACCAAAAGUUUUAACUGAUUUUGUACGUGUUGGUUUAACAAAUCCAUAUCUUGCUAAAUUAGAAUUAAAAUUACCAGAUAAUUUGACAAUGCGUUUUGUAUUAUGUCGUACUGAUGAAAAAAUUGCUGUAUUAUUACAUUUAUUAAAAUUUGUUAUUAAAAAUGAUUCACCAACAUUUGUAUUUGCUGCAUCACAUCAACAUGUUGAAUAUUUAAAUAUGAUACUUGAAAAAGCAAAUAUAUCAAAUGCAAUGAUUUAUGGUGCAAUGCAUCCAACAGCAAGAGAAAUAAGUUUAGCUAAAUUUAAAAAUAAAAUUGUUAAAGUACUUGUUACAACUGAUGCUAGUGCACGUGGUAUUGAUAUUCCAUUAUUGGAUAAUGUUAUUAAUUUUCAUUUUCCACAUAAACCAAAAGAUUUUGUACAUCGUGCUGGACGUUGUGCACGUAAUGAUAGAGCUGGUACAGCAUACAGUAUUGUAUCAGGUGAUGAACAUGCACAUUUAUUAGAUGUUAAAAAUUUUUUAAAUUUAACACUUGAAUCAACAACAACAAUUGAUACAUCAAAUAAUGAAGUUAAAGCAACAAUUGGUACAUUACCACAAUCAUUAAUUGAUGAACAAGUAUCAGAAAUACUACGUUGGCAUAAAGAAUGUGCUGAUCUUGAAAAUAUGUCAAAUGUAUGUAAAAACAGUUAUCAAAAAGUUAUGAGAACAAGAAAAAUAGCAACAAGUGAAAGUUGUAAAAAUGGUAAAAAAUUAAAUUUAACAAGUGCUGGUAUUAUUGCUGAAUUAUGUCCAACAACAUCUACAACAACUGAAAAUAUUGAUAUAUUAUCACAAAUGAAAAAUUAUCGUCCAUCUGGUACAAUAUUUGAAAUUGGAAAAAAAUCAGCAUCAGUUGGUUAUAUUGUUAUGAAAGCAAAACGUCAAUUACAUUCAAAAUCAAUAAAUAAAUAUAAAGAACAAGAAAAUGAAUUUAAAGAAAGUAUUAAACAAGAAAAAGAAUUAUCAUCAAAACGUGGUAAAUUAGAAGAAUCAACUGAACAAGAUAUUGAACAAAUAUUUGGUGAUAAUAUAAGUUUUAAAAAACGUAAAAUGAAUGAUUUAUUUAAAGCACCUAAAAAAGUUAAACGAGAAAAUUUAAAAGAUGAUGAAUUUUAUAUUCCAUAUGCAGCAACAGAUAAAAAUAUUGAAGAAGGUCUUGCAAUAAGUAGUAGUAGUGCAAAUGAAUUAAUGAAUAAUAAAAAUUUACCAGCACAAAGUAAAAAAUGGGAUAGAAAAAAGAAAAAAAUGGUUACUGUUAAUAAUAAUUCAAAAGCUGGAAAAAUACGUACAGAAUCUGGUGUAUGGAUACCUGCAUCAUACAAAACAGAUUCAUUUAAACGUUGGAAAGAAAAAUCUAAAAUUGGUGAUACAAAUGAUUCAUCAGAUGAUGAACAAGAAUCAUCUAAAUUCCAAAAUUUAAAAACUGGUCCAAAAACUCACUGGGCACGUCACAAUCAAAAACUCAAAGAUAAAGUAAAAACUAAACAAGAACUCAAGAGACCAGAACAAAUAUUAAAACAACGUAAAUUGGCUGAAAAAAAACAAGCAAGAAGUGGAAAAAAAGGUAAAGGUAAAAAAAAAAGUAAAGGUAAAGGAGGAAAAUAAAAAAUAAUUUUUUAAUUGUAUCACUUUAAAUUGAUAAUAAAAAACUUUUCAAAUAAAAAAAAAAAAAAAA